AUGGCGAGAUAUUCCCAACCGUCAUCAUUUGACUUCUAUCAACAAUCCCCUACUACCUUGGAUGCCAAACCUGCAUUUCCCGAAGAGGAUGAGAUGAGUGUAUUAGACGACAAGAUCCUGGACUCUACUUCCCCCGACAUGGCUUCCUCCGCUGCCGACCACCGCAGACCCUCAUAUGACCAUGUACCCGAUGCAUACACGCAUCGAGAUUCCGUCUGGUCCGACUUCUCUCAUUCUGUCUCUAGCACUCAGUCCCGCCACAACUCCCAAGUCGGCCACCCGUUCUUUGAAUCCGCCCCCAAUCCUUUCAUGCGCGUCGACGGCGCUCACCCGGCCGCAGCAUACGCUCAGCAGGCCUCGUGGUCCCUGUCUAAAGACUCGGGCGCAUGCACUCCCACCGCCAUGUACGAGCACUUCCCUUCCGAGAUGGACCACAGCGCCUCCGCCCCGUUCGCAGGCGGCGCCGUCGGUCCCGUCAGCACCAUCAGCAUCCCCUCCAUGUCUUACCGGCCCGGCAUGGCCUUCGCCCACCCGGCCGCCGUGGCUAUGUCGCCGCAAUCGAGUCAGGGUUGGAUGCCUGCCGCCACCGACAUGGCCGAUGCUGUGGCCCGUCCAACCAAGAGUCCCACCUACCGCAACAGCUCCCCGUUGAGCAUGCGCCGGGACGGCAUCCGCAAGAAGAAUGCCCGCUUCGAGAUCCCUGCAGAGCGGACGCUGAGCAACAUUGACCAGCUUAUCAGCCAAUCGACCAAUGAGGAGGAGAUCAAGGAACUGAAACAGCAGAAGCGGCUGUUGCGAAACCGCCAGGCGGCGUUGGACUCCCGCCAGCGCAAGAAGCUGCACACGGAAAAGCUGGAAGAGGAGAAGAAGCAGUUCACGCAGAUCAUCAGCGACCUCGAAGAGGAGCUGCAGAACAUGCGCCUCCGAGAGGCGGAGCUCCUUCGCGAGAAGAGCGAAUGGAUGGCCGCUCAGCAGGAGAUCACCCAGUACAUCAACACGAUGCACAUGGAGAAGGAUGAGCUGAUUCGCGUGCACACCCUCGAGACUGCUGAGCUUCGUAAGAAGAACAACAUUCUUAAGGAGACCGUGGAGAAACUCGAGCGUCACGCCAGACCCUCGGCCCCCUCGAAUCUGCCCUCGGAGUUCUCUGACUUUGAGAACUUGACGAUGGACAGCAGCCCUUGGGAGGACUUCACCAUGGUCAACAGUCUCUCUCUGGAUGCCGAGGCAGUUGCCGCGCCGUCUGCCCAGUCGACUUCGAUGGUUGUCGCAUCGAACGAGAAGGAUAAGGCGAACAGCGACUACCCGUUCAGCUGGAAUGCGUUCUACAUGUGCCUGCUGUUCGGCGCGUUCGUGGCCUCGAACGGCUCCUCGCUUUCUGCCCGCUCCAUGCCUCAGCUCUCGGAGGAGUACCGCGCGGAAUCAGCCAACGUGCUGAAGGCCGUGCUGGCGUCGUCUCCUCCCGAGCUCGCCCAGCCGAUGGGCCAGGCCGCCGUCGCCCCCUCCUCGGCUGCUGGCGUUAUGCCCAGCACCAUUACUGGCGCCCAGAUGGCGCAGAUGACUGGUACUGCGGCGCCGUCCAACCUUGAUGAGCUCCACAGCGCACUGGUCAUGCCCUCCAAGCAGCAGGAGCAGGAGCAGGUCUUUGCUCUCAAUGCGGACCAGUACAACUCUUUGACUACUUACGAUGAUGCUGGUGUUGAGUACAAGCAACAGCAGCCAUCGAACCUGCAACAAGCCCUGGCUGCCAUGAGAGGCAGUGUCCAGAGCAAAUUGUCGACGAAGGCCACUUCCGACGUCUACUCACGGUCUCUAAUGUGGGACCGGGUCCCUGAAAAGGUGAUCCGGGACUUCCGCCGCAUGGUCCAAGCCUGUGGUGUCUCUCCGGUCAAGGAAGAAGACGCCAGUUUUGGUCACUAG
Aspergillus uvarum CBS 121591 is the source of this 1920-nucleotide messenger RNA. Its product is annotated as putative bZIP transcription factor. Gene Ontology annotation, biological process: regulation of DNA-templated transcription. The record is from RefSeq and is a predicted model, not a curated record. The coding region runs from base 1 to 1920 and encodes 639 amino acids. The transcript is spliced from 2 exons. Lineage: Eukaryota; Fungi; Ascomycota; Eurotiomycetes; Eurotiales; Aspergillaceae. Gene Ontology annotation, molecular function: DNA-binding transcription factor activity.